Messenger RNA from Wickerhamiella sorbophila, 1104 nucleotides. Its product is annotated as Pdp3-interacting factor 1. Bases 1 to 1104 code for a protein of 367 amino acids. Lineage: Eukaryota; Fungi; Ascomycota; Dipodascomycetes; Dipodascales; Trichomonascaceae. Gene Ontology annotation, molecular function: phosphatase activity. The transcript has a single exon. The record is from RefSeq and is a predicted model, not a curated record.
AUGACCCAACCUCCCCAGCCAGUGAUUCUGCAAAACCUGUCAAUUCCGCGCCCCAGCAGUGGCAAUCUGGCGGCGUUGGCAGAAAAAGACCGGCCUAUCGCCGUGUUUUCCGAUUUCGACGGCACGAUCUUUUUCCAGGACACAGGCCAUGUGCUGUUUGACAAAUUCGGCUGUGGUCCUGAGCAGCGCGAGCGUCUCGACAAAUCAAUUGGCAAGACAAUGUCGUUUAGGGCCGCUUCUGAGGAGCUGUGGGGCUCGUUGAACGUUACGCUCCCCGAGGCGAUUGCCGAGCUCAAGAAGAAGCUCACGAUUGAUCCGGACUUUUACACGUUCUUCGAGUACUUGCAGACCCACGACAUCCCGUUCACCGUCAUCUCUGCUGGCAUGAAGCCGCUGCUCCGCGCCGCGCUGGACGAAUUCCUCGGCAAGGAGAAGAGCGCCAAGAUCAAGAUCGUGUCCAACGACGGCGAGAUUUCCGAAGAUGGCACAGUCUGGAAGCCUAUUUGGCGCCACGACUCCGAGCUGGGACAUGACAAGGCCCGCAGUGUGCAGGAGUUCCGCGACAGCGUCGAGGGCGUGCAGCCCAAAGUCGUGUUCUUGGGCGACGGUGUGUCCGACCUGGCGGCGGCUUCUCAGGCAGACAUCCUGUUCGCUCGCCGGGGCUUGGCCCUGGAGGAGUACUGUAUUGAAAACAUGAUUCCUUACAUCCCUUAUAAUCGCUUCAAGGAAAUCAUUGUUGACGUCAAGAAGCUCGUCAAGGGCAACAAGUACCAUGACCCCGAAGCUAAAGAGGCCGCCCGUCGGGCCAAGAUCGCCCAACUCACCGGUCUCUCGCCAUUGACUGCUGCUACCGGCGACAAGCCGCCCAGCAAAGGAUUCAGUCUUGGUGCUGCAAGUAGCGACGAAGAAGACGAAGACGAAGAUUCUGACGUCGAGGCUGCUGCUAAACCUCCGGCCCCACAGUCGCCCCCGCAUUCGCCCCCGCUUAAACCGGUUCUAGACGAGCGUCCCGGCCUGGAUCGUAAACACUCAACAGGAACCGUGCCUGUGCCCGCUGGCAAACCAGCCGGCAAGCUGGCUCCGUUCGAAGAAGACGAUGCUUAA